Annulohypoxylon truncatum is the source of this 685-nucleotide messenger RNA. RefSeq lists its product as uncharacterized. Bases 142 to 504 code for a protein of 120 amino acids. The record is from RefSeq and is a predicted model, not a curated record. The transcript has 2 exons. Lineage: Eukaryota; Fungi; Ascomycota; Sordariomycetes; Xylariales; Hypoxylaceae.
CACUGCCACUCUGACACCCAGUCAUCAUCAUCAAUCGCCAUUAAAUCUGUCGCAUAACCCUUCAGUCAUCAUCCAGGGCUGGAGAAGAAAAGAAACAAAAGUCGGGCAUCUACCACUUAGGAAAAAAGAAAAAAGGAAACAAUGCCUACUUCGCUAGACUCAUCGCGCCCCAUCAUGGCAGCCUCCACUAUCGGAUCCAAUCGCGCCUCAGCGCGCUACAGCACGUAUAGCACAGCACCGUCGUUAGCUGCGACGGUACAGACGACCGACUCAGCGCAGGCCGAGAUCCGCGAUAUCGAGAGUGGGCUCGCCCGCAUGGAGAAUAAGGCCUUGUCGCAACAGCGUGUCGUCUUGUCAGAGGAGAAAUCAGCCAACCUCAACAAACUCGCUCUCGGGGCGAAGCUCGAUCGCGCGCUCGACCGUCGUAUGACGAGCCAAGACGCCGUCAUGAGACCUAGGAACAAAAGUCUCAACGAGAAAGGAGACCCGGAGAAGCAAACGUAAAUCCGCAACAAUCGAGGCGUAGGAAGUAAUCGGAUGUGUACCUAUGUAUGGAAGAAACCGGGAAAUUAGAGGAUGAUACCAUGCGAGAGAGCAACAACUACGAGUUGAAGUUUUUCCUAUCUUCUCAUCGCCGUUUCUCUUGAGCUAGCCAGUCUUGUAAUAGGUAGACCCCGAGGGGCGU